Molecule: messenger RNA, 579 nt
Organism: Abrus precatorius (Indian licorice)
Lineage: Eukaryota; Viridiplantae; Streptophyta; Magnoliopsida; Fabales; Fabaceae
Product: protein SPEAR3-like
Exons: 5
Coding region: 1-579 (192 amino acids)
Molecular function (GO): DNA-binding transcription factor activity
Source: RefSeq, a predicted model, not a curated record
AUGGGUAGCAGUUAUUUUGGAGAACCAAACAUGGGAAAUGAAAGAGCAAGUGGGUCUUCUUCUUCUUCAAGAAAAGGAAAGAAGAACAAUCAAGACAAGCCAAAACAACCACAAAGAGGACUUGGUGUUGCUCAAUUGGAGAAAAUAAGAUUACAUGGUCAAAUGGGUUGUGGCUAUCACCCUCCUCUGCACGGUCCUUACCCAUCUAACUUCAACAAUGAAGAUCCAAGGGUGCAAACACCCUAUUCAUCAGUACCAUCAUCAUCUUUUUCUUACUCAUCGUCAUCUACAUCAUACUCACCUUCAUAUGGCUUCCAACCCAACAUUGUGAUGUCCCUACCCGAAUAUGAAACAACAAACAUUAGAUAUGGAGAUUCUCAUCAGUCAACUAAUAGUGCAAGAUGGGAACAUGGCAAUGCCACCACUCAAUCCAACAUAACUAGACCUUUACUCAACCUAUAUGACUCACAUCACGUAGAUACCAAGAAGCAUAGAAGUGGUUCCGCGGGCUCAAGCAGUCAGAACUCUGAAUCAAGUGACACUCAAGAACCAGAUUUGGAACUAAGAUUAUCACUUUGA